Sitophilus oryzae (rice weevil) is the source of this 628-nucleotide messenger RNA. RefSeq names its product proline-rich receptor-like protein kinase PERK2. NCBI's taxonomy places the organism in Eukaryota, Metazoa, Arthropoda, Insecta, Coleoptera, Curculionidae. The coding region runs from base 65 to 601 and encodes 178 amino acids. The transcript is spliced from 2 exons. The record is from RefSeq and is a predicted model, not a curated record.
AGGUACAGUGUUAUCAGUAAAUUAGAUCAGCAAAGACCAAAUCCAGUAUUAAGAUCGAACAAUCAUGACUGUCAAAGUUGUGGCGUUUUUGUUGUGUGCCAUUUCCCUAUCUAGUCAGGUUAACGCUGGAUGUUUCUACUCAAAACUAUGUAAAUCUUGCUCGUUGCCAGCCCCACCACCAAAAUGCGCACUUCCACCACCACCUCCACCAAAAGCACCAGAACCAGUACCACCAUGUACUUUGUUACCACCUCCUCCACCACCUCCAGUGCCGUCGUUUCUAGUACCACAAGGAUACCCAGUGGGACAAUGCUGUUCAUGCCAGAAACCUAUAUUCGCCCCUGCACCUGCACCAGUAGUAGUUCCAGCACCUGCUCCUGUUGUUCCAGUUCAACCAGUUCAACCUGAACCUGUUGUAGCGGCACCUUCUCCUGCGGUACCAUGUUCUCCAUUAGCACCUCCUCUAGCUCCUGAAGUACCUUCUCCUGCACCUGCACCUUCGCCUGUUUUAACAUUAAGUCCAGCCGCACUGCAGGCUCUUCUGGGUAAUUUGGUUCCAUCGCAACUCGGUACGCCUUGUGCUAGUUGUAAUUGUAGUUGAGACUGAUUUUUUUGUCAAUAAACUGUG